ACUUGGCAACCCGUGCAACCCGCGGUUGCUGUAGCUUUCGCUUGAGCACGGUCGCCGCGGCUUGAGGACGCCUCGCCGAAAUGGCCGUGCCCAGCAUGAGCGGUAUGUCGGAGAAGCUGACGCCCCGAAGUUCAGCUCAGACCUUGCAAGGUUACCAGGACAAUCACCAGAUUGAGCUUUUCAUGCAGGAGAUGCUUAGCGUCCUUUGCACGCUUCAGCCUGAAGACCCAUACGAGUUCAUGACGAACCAUGUAGCGUCACACCGACCGGCACCCCCGCCUUCCGUGAACGAGCUUUGCGGCAGCGGGGCGCUGUGGGUGUUGCUCCCUGGAGGGGACCUGCAGUGUGCGGAGCACUGGCGCCUGCGCCGUUGCUGGCUCACUACUACGGGCACCUUCUGCAUCAGCACGUCCCCUGCCACCGUGGCACAGGAGGGGGACAAGCUGAAGAUGAAGGCACCGGAGAACAAGGCCCCGGCGACGCACCCCAUUGCGCUGGGCAGCUCCUUCCGGGAGCUGGACGAAGAUGAGGCGGCCCGACCUUUCGCCUUCAAGGUGGCCUGCGGCAAAGACCUCUUCCUUGCCGCCGGGUCUGAGGAGCAGCGGGAUGAGUGGUUCAACCUCGUGGGCCAUUUCGCGGAUGCGGACCGGCGGAAGGGCCGGAUCCCUCCCAGCGACAAGAUCUUGACCCCGCGGGCGGACGCGGGCGGCACGCAUGUGGUGGACGCCAUCGAGCCAACGGACAUCCAGUUUGCAGAUGCCAAAGGCCCGAAGCCUGCCAUCAAGCCCCCCAGCCAGCCAGCCAAGCAUGUUUUAGAGGAGGGGCCGAGAGAGGCUGCCCGGAAGGCGCCGUUGCCUGCCCGGGACAAGCUCCUUACCCCGCGGGCGGAACUGCAUGGCGGCAAGCAUGUCAUAGAGGAGGUAGGGCCAGCGGAACUUGCUGCAGACCGGAGAAGGGUGCGGUUUGUGACCAGGGACAAGAGCCAGCAGGUGGACAAGACCCCGCAGGUGGACGCGAGCCCAAAGGUGGAAGUGCGUCCACAGGUGGAAGAGCGUCCAAAGGUGGAAGAGGGUCCAAAGGUGGAAGAGGGUCCAAAGGUGGAAGAGGGUCCAAAGGUGGAAGAGCAACCGCAGGCGGACACACGCCAGAAGGUGGAAGAGCGUCCAAGUGCGCGGGCGGAAGAGCGUCCGCAGGCGGACGCGAGCCCGAAGGUGGAAGAGCAGGUGGAGAAGGUCCAGGCGCAGGCGGUGGAAGAGGCGAAGUCCCCUUCGGCUGAGACAGAUGCGGCGGAGAGGGAGAAGGAGCUGGAGCGGGCAAAGGCGGCAAGGAAAGAGGCCGCGGUCCAACUCGAGAAGGCCAAGGCCCAGCAGCAGACAGCCGAGCCAGCCGCGGAGGCCCGGGCGCCGGCCCCAUCAGCCGCGGAAGGAACCCCCCCGGCAGGAGAGCAGGAGGAGCAGCGGAGAUUGGAGGAGCUGCGGCAGCAGGCGCAGAAGGAGGCACAUCAGGAGGGGGAGAAGUGGCGAGAGGAGCAGCUGAGGCAGAUCGAGGAGCUGCGACAGGAGGCCCAGAAGCAGCUGGACGAGGCGAAGGCCGCAGGGGCGGAGGAGAUGAGAAAGGCCAAGGAGCUGCGGGAGCAGGCGGAGAGGGAGUUGGAGCAGGCGCAGCAGCACCGGAAGUCUGCGGAGACGGCGGACGAGGCGCAGCCUCCGGCCGAACAGCCAGAGUUGGAGGAGCAGCUGGAGGAUCUGAGGGACAAGGCGCAGAAGGAGCGGGAGGAGGCGGAAGAGGCGCAGAGGAAGUUGGCCGAGGCCGUGCUCAGGUUCGAGAAGGCCGAGGAUUGCUACCACCCGGGGCCUUUGUCCACGGCCCGGUCCUCCGCCAAUGCCUCCGAAGCGGUGGGGGAGAUCGCGGCGGAGAUGAUGGACGCCAUGAUGCUGGACCCGAUCAUCUCGAUCUUGCAUGAGCCACUGGACCCGGCUACGCUGCUGUUUGGUGAGACUCCCGCCACCACCCCGAUGGCCACCCACGUCGACACGGAGUCGGAGGGAGCCUCCGCCUUUGAAGCCGCGGAGCGGCGGAUCGAGGAGCUGCAGGCGCAGGCCCAGAAGGAGCUGGCGGAGGCCGAGGCGGCGCAGAGGAGGGCGGACGACUUCGCGCGCCAGGCGGGGGAGCAGUGGCGCGCGGAGGAGUUGCGAAAAUUGGAAGAGCUGCGGCAGCAGGCACAGAAGGAGCUGCAGGAAGCCUCCGAGGCGCAGCAGAGGGCGUCCCAGGAGGUGCAGAAGGAGGGGGAGAAGUGGCGGGAGGAGCAGCUGAGGCAGAUUGAGGAGCUGCGACAGGAGGCCCAGAAGCAGCUGGACGAGGCGAAGGCGGCGGGGGAUUUGACGGCGGAGGAGAUGAGAAAGGCCAAGGAGUUGCGGGAGCAGGCAGAGAAAGAGCUGGAGCAGGCACUGGAGCAGAAGCGAAAGAAUGCGGAGGCGGCCCAGCAGGCAUUGGACGAGGCUCUUUUGGAGGAGUUAAAGAAGAAGGCGCGGUCCGAGCUGGCGGAGGAGGUGGAUUUGGAGCGGGCGGAGAGGGAGAAGGAGCUGGAGGAGCUGCGGGCGAAGGCACAGAAAGAGCUGGCGGAAGCAGAGGAGGCGCAGAGGAAGGCGCAAGAGGCCGCACUGAAGUCGGGCGAGGAUUGGAAGGCCGAGGAGCUGAAGAAGCUCGAAGAGUUGCAGGCCACCGCCCGGAAGGAGCUUGCGGAGGCAGAGGAGGCCCAGAAAAAGGCCGCCGAGGCGGCGCGCAAGGCUGGGGAGGAGUGGCGAGCCGAGCAGCUCCGGAAGAUCGAGGACUUGCGGCGCCAGGCGCAGCAGGAGCUGGCGGACGCGGAGGCGGCCGAGGGCCGCGCCACGGAGGCGGCGGCUUUGGCGGGCGCGGAGUGGCGCUCCGAGACUUUGCAGCGCUUGGGGCUGCAGCUCCAGGAGACUCAGAAGGAGUUGCAGGAGGCCAAGCAGAUCUUGGGCAAGGACAAGGAGCCCCAGGAGGAGGAGGAGGAGCGGCUCCAGGCCUUGAAGGAGCUGGACAUGGCGCGCCAGGUGCGGUCCAAGGCGGAGGCCUGCAGAAGCCAAGCGCAGCAGGAGCUGGAGGCGGCGAAGAUGGAGAAGACCUUGGAGCAGCGCCGGGAGGAGGAGAGCCGCAAGGCCAGCGAGCUGCGCUUCCAGGCCGAGAAGAUCAAGGCGGAGGCAGAGGCCGCUCACCGCCACGCGGAGGAGCUGCGACAACAGGCGCAGGAGGAGCUGCAGCGGGCGGAGGCCGCGCGGAAGGAGGCGGAGAGUCGGCCCUCCACGCAGCCCCCGCCUCUGCCGCUGGAGCAGAGCCGCAGCACCCUCAUCGCCGCCCCCGUGCCCGACACCUCCAGGAGCAUGGGCCGCUUCUCGGCCACCCAGAGCGAAGUCUUCCGUGACGCCUUGGACGAGGCCGCCGCAAGUCUGGUGGCCGACAUCUUCGUCAAUGCCGCAGAGGUGCAGGAGGCCAAGGCACGGGAGUCCCAGGCGAAGGCCGAGGCGAAGGCCGAGGCAGAUGCCAAAGCAGCUGCAGAUGCCAAGGCUGCAGCUGACGCUAAGGAAGCAGCAGAUGUUGCUGCCAAAGCAGCCGCAGAUGCAAAGGCUGCAGCAGAUGCGCAAGCAGCAGCUGAUGCUGCUGCCAAAGCAGCUGCAGAUGCAAAGGCUGCGGCAGAUGCGCAAGCAGCAGCUGAUGCUGCUGCCAAAGCAGCCGCAGAUGCAAAGGCUGCAGCAGACGCUCAAGCAGCAGCUGAUGCUGCUGCCAAAGCAGCAGCAGAUGCAAAGGCUGCAGCAGAUGCGCAAGCAGCAGCGGAUGCUGCCGCCAAAGAAGCUGCAGAAGCAAAGGCUGCAGCAGAUGCGCAAGCAGCAGCUGAAGACAAGAUGCUUGCGGAUGCCCUGGCGGCAGACGCGAAAGCAACCAAGAUGGCGGCUGACGCGAAGUCAGCAGCAGAUGCAGCUGCCAAAGCAGCUGCAGAUGCCAAGGCGGCAGCAGACGCAAGAGCAGCAGCUGCUGAUGACAAGACGGCAGCAGACGCCCUAGCGGUAGACGCCAACGCAACGAAGCUGGCGGCUGAUGCUAAGGCAGCAGCGGAUGCUGCUGCCAAAGCCGCCGCAGAUGCCAAGGCAGCAGCGGAUGCAAGGGCAGCAGCUGAUGAUAUGACGGCAGCAGACGCCCUAGCGGCAAACGCCAACGCAACGAAGCUGGCGGCUGAUGCUAAGGCAGCAGCGGAUGCUGCUGCCAAAGCCGCCGCAGAUGCAAAGGCAGCAGCAGAUGCCAAGGCAGCAGCAGAUGACCAGGCGGCAGCAGACGCCCUGGCGGCAGACGCCAAAGCAGCCAAGAUGGCGGCAGAUGCUAAGGCAGCAGCGGAGGCUGCUGCCAAAGCCGCCGCAGAUGCAAAGGCAGCAGCUGAUGCUGCUGCCAAAGCAGCUGCAGAUGCAAAGGCUGCAGCAGAAGCCAAGGCAGAAUCAGAUGACCGGACGGCAGCGGACGCCCUGGCGGCUCACGCUAAAGCAGCCAAGAUAGCUGCAGAUGCCCAAGCAGCAGCCGAUGAGAAGACGAGCGCCGACGCUUUGGCGGCUGCCGCCGAAGCAACCAAGAUGGCGGCUGAUGCGAAGGCAGCAGCGGACGGGGCUGCCAAAGCAGCUGCAGAUGCAAAGGCAGCGGCUGAGGCCAGGGAAGCUGCUGGUGUUGCUGUCAAAGCAGCUGUUGCUGCUGCCAAAGCAGCCGCAGAUGCCCAGAUGGCCGCUGAUGCGAAGGCAGCAGCGGAUGCUGCAGCAGAUGCUGCUGCCAGAGCAGCUGCAGAUGCUAAAGCCGAAGCCGACGCCAAAGCAGCUGCAGAUGCCAAGGCAGCCGCAGAGGCUAAGGCAGCAGCAGAUGCCAAGGCAGCAGCAGAUGCCAAGGCAGCAGCGGACGCCAAAGCAGCUGCAGAUGCCAAGGCGGUCGCAGAUGAAAACGCAGCUGCAGAUGCCAAGGCAGCAGCAGAUGCCAAGGCAGCAGCAGAUGCCAAGGCUGCAGCAGAUGCCAAGGCAGCAGCUGAUGCCAAAGCAGCUGCAGAUGCCAAGGCGGUCGCAGAUGCUCAGGCAGCAGAUGCCAAAGCAGCUGCAGAUGCAAAAGUGGCAGAAGACAGAGAGGCUGAUGAGGAGGCCGUGACAGUGGUGAGUGCAGUGCAAGCAACCCAUGUGUCAGAAGCUGUCGCACACGAAAUGUCGGCGGUGGUGCUCCAUCGAGUGAUCAGUGACAGCGCGGCGGCCGAGAGGGAGAGAUUGCUGAACGAGCAGCGGAGGGCAGCAGAGGCGGAGGAGGCUACCACGAUUGUGGCUGAAGCUGAUGAGCAGAUCCGGGCAGCGGAGGAGAACAUGAAGGCGGCGGCCCGUACGGCCAGCCACGCCGCUGCCGUUGCCCAGGCCAAAGCAAAGGCUGCUUCGGAUGCAGUGAGGGACCUGAGCAACAAUGGCUCGCUGGCGGAAGCAUUUACUCCACCGGUAUCGACCAGAUCCGACGCCCUCCAAGCGGUUACAGCGGAUGUGCUCAGCAGACUGAUGGCCGUUCCUGGCGCAGAUGCGGCAGAUGCGAUUGAUGUGCUGGCAGUGGAGGAGGCCGAUUCCUUGACAGAGCUGACCUCCCUCGAAUUCAGGGGCCUGGAGUACCAGACCUUGGACCACCGGGCGGCGGUGGGUGACCUGCUGCGCCAGCUGAAGACCCUGGGCCUGGCCACCUCUCUGGCGGACCGGCUCCGGGUGCAGCUGGCGCCCGGAGAUCCGGGCCCACGCCUCUUGGCGGAGAUCUCCGGGCCGGCCACUGCCAAGCAGCCCCUGGAGGCGCUGCCCCUGCACCUCUUGGAGCUCCAGGGUGUGCGCGCAGGCGCAGAGGAGUCCAGCGGUCCGCCGGUGGGGGUCUUCGAGCGUGUCGUGCGGCCCUUCAGCGUGGGGCAGAUGGAGUUGUCGGCUCGGUCCUCCGUGGCGGAGAACCACGCGGCCAACGCUUUGCUGGAGGAGUGGUUUGACGCCGCAAAGAUCCCGCGUGCCAUGUCAGAGAUCUCCUUGAUGUCGGGGAGGACCAGUGUGAAUGAGAUGCAGAUCGCCUCGAAUCUGUUUGGCAUGAUGGUGGAUCAAUCAGAGCAUGCAGCUGAGCAGGCCCAGGUCACUGUGCCAGCAGAAGAUGGACGAGAUCACUCAGCCGCAGAAGCCAUCCGUGCACAAGCCGAAGCAGAGGCAGCUGCUCAAGCUGAUGCAAAGCUGCAGGAGCAUGCGGCCAGACAUGAGGCCGAUCACUCAGCUAAGCAACCCACCCAGCAGCAAGACGUUGUAACCCCAGCCCAGCAAGCGCCCCAGCAACCAGGCGCGCAAGCAAAUUUGCUGCCAAGUGUCCCACCAAUUAAGCAAGCAGUUCCGCAAGCGGGUGCUGCGGAAGCUGCAGUACCAAAGCCCAGCACACCAGCCUCAGUGGGUGGCGCGAGCAACUCAAUUGCUUUUGAUGGAAUUGCAGCUGAUAUCGCCAAUCAGGCUUUGGAGAGCGCAGCGCAUGCAAGCCUUCGGCCAGAGACUGCAUCACAGCCUGCUAGUGCACCGCAGUCACAUCGCGUGGCUGGUGCGGCUUCUGGAGCAGCCCAUAAGGUAGUGAAGGAGGCCCUGGAAGCUGCACUACGAGAGCCCGGCACUCCAGCCUCAGUGGGUUGCGCGAGCAACUCAUCGGCUUUUGAUGGAGUCGCAGCUGAUAUCGCCAAUCGUGCUUUGGAGAGCGCAGCGCAAGCCAGCCUUCGGCCAGACCCUGCAUCACAGCCUGCUAGUGAGCCGCAGUCACCACGCGUGGCCGGCGUGGCUUCUGGAGCAGCCCAUAAGGUAGUGAAAGAGGCUUUGGCGCAAGACGCGACAGCAGAUGCAUCGCAGCAAGAAUCCAUCAGUCCAGUGAGCAACUCCCGAGUGGAACAGCCCCAGGUCACUGUGCCAGCAGAAGAUGGACGAGAUCACUCAGCCGCAGAAGCCAUCCGUGCACAAGCCGAAGCAGAGGCAACUGCUCAAGCUGAUGCAAAGCCGCAGGAGCAUGCGGCCAGACAAGAGGCAGAUCACUCAGCUAAGCAACCCACCCAACAGCAAGACGUUGCAACCCCAGCCCAGCAAGCGCCCCAGCAACCAGGCGCGCAAGCAACUGUGCAGCCAAGUGUCCAACCAACUCAGCAAGCAGUUCCGACAGCAGGUGCUGAAGAAGCUGGACUACGAGAGCCCGGCACGCCAGGCUCAGUGGGUUGUGCAAGCAACUCAGUUGCAUUGGAUGGAAUUGCAGCUGAUAUUGCCAAUCGGGAGUUGGAGAGAGCAGCGCAAGCCAGCCUUCGGCCAGACCGUGCAUCACAGCCUGCUAGUGAGCCGCAGUCACAUGGCGUGGCCGGUGUGGCAGCAGCCACAGAAGCCACCCCUGCACAAGCUGAAGCAGAUGCAACUGCUCAAGCUGCUGCAAAGCAGCAGGAGCAUGCGGCCAAACAAGAGGCAGAUCACUCAGCUGAGCAACCCACACAGCAGCAAGACGUUGCAACCUCAGCCCAGCAAGCGCCCCAGCAACCAGGCGCGCAAGCAACUGUGCAGCCAAGUGUCCCACCAAUUAAGCAAGCAGUUCCGCAAACGGGUGCUGAGCAAGCUGCACUACGAGAGCCCGGCACGCCAGGCUCAGUGGGUUGUGCGAGCAACUCAGUUGCUUUGGAUGGAAUUGCAGCUGAUAUUGCCAAUCGGGAAGUGGAGAGAGCAGCGCAAGCCAGCCUUCGGCCAGACCCUGCAUCACAGCCUGCUAGUGAACCGCAGUCACAUGGCGUGGCCGGUGUGGCAGCAGCCACAGAAGCCACCCGUGCACAAGCUGAAGCGGAUGCACCCCAGCAACCAGGCGCGCAAGCAACUGUGCAGCCAAGUGUCCUACCAAUUCAGCAAGCAGUUCCGCAAACGGGUGCUGAGCAAGCUGCACUACGAGAGCCCGGCACGCCAGCCUCAGUGGGUUGCACAAGCAACUCAGUUGCUUGUGAUGGAAUUGCAGCUGAUAUCGCCACUCGUGCUUUGCAGAGCGCAGCGCAAGCCAGCCUUCGGCCAGACCCUGCAUCACAGACUGAAAGUGAAGCGCAGUCGCAUGGUGUGGCGGGCGCAGCAUCAGCUGAAGCGAAUGCACCUCAGCAACCAGGUGGCCAAGCAACUGUGCAGCCAAGUGUCCCACCAAUUAAGCAAGCAGGUCCGACAGCAGGUGCUGAGGAAUCUGCACUACGAGAGCCCGGCACGCCAAUCUCAGUGGGUUGCGCGAGCAACUCAGUUGCUUCUGAUGGAAUUGCAGCUGAUAUCGCCAAUCGGGAAGUGGAGAGAGCAGCGCAAGCCAGCCUUCGGCCAGAGGAGCAUGCGGCCAGACAAGAGGCCGAUCACCCAGCUAGGCAGCCCACCCAGCUGCAAGAAGUUGCAAAUGCAGCCCAGCAAGCGCACCAGCAAACAGGGGGGCAAGCAACUGUGCAGCCAAGUGUCCCACCAAUUAAGCAAGCAGGUCCCACAGCAGGUGCUGAAGAAGCUGGACUACGAGAGCCCGGCACGCCAGGCUCAGUGGGUUGCGCAAGCAACUCAGUUGCUUUUGAUAGAAUUGCAGCUGAUGCCGCCAAUCGUGCUUUGGAGAGCGCAGCGCAAGCCAGCCUUCGACCAGACCCUGCAUCACAGCCUGCUAGUGAACCGCAGUCACCUGGCGUGGCCGGCGUGGCUUCCGCUGCAGCCCAUAAGGUAGUGAAAGAGGCUUUGGCGCAAGACGCGACAGCAGAUGCAUCGCGGAAAGAGUCCAUCAGUCAAGUGAGCAACUCCCGUGUGGAGCAGCCCCAGGUCACUGUCCCAGCAGAAGAUGGACGAGCAACGACAAUUUGCAAUAGUGAAGCUGCUGCUGGCGGCAUACAUGUUGAGCUCGCGCAUGGUGUUGUUUCCCAGGCUCUGGCUGAGCAGGCCCGCGAAGAGUCCAAGAUGAGCAUCACUUCCAUGAGUGACACUGCUACGCUUUUGCAGGGGCGGACUGAAGCUGGGCAAAUGGCCAAUCAAGCAGCCUCAGAAGCCAUCCGUGCACAAGCUGAAGCAGAUGCAGCUGCUCAAGCUGCUGCAAAGCAGCAGGAGCACGCGGCCAGACAAGAGGCCGAUCACCCAGCUACGCAGCCCACCCAGCAGCAGGAAGUUGCAACCCCAGCCCAGCAAGCGCACCAGCAAACAGGCGGGCAAGCAACUGUGCAGCCAAGUGUCCCACCAAUUAAGCAAGCAGGUCCCACAGCAGGUGCUGAAGAAGCUGGACUACGAGAGCCCGACACGCCAGGCUCAGUGGGUUGCGCGAGCAACUCAGUUGCUUUUGAUAGAAUUGCAGCUGAUGCCGCCAAUCGUGCUUUGGAGAGCGCAGCGCAAGCCAGCCUUCGGCCAGACCCUGCAUCACAGCCUGCUAGUGAACCGCAGUCACAUGGCGUGGCCGGCGUGGCUUCUGGAGCCGCUCAUAAGGUUGUGAAAGAGGCUUUGGCGCAAGACGCGACAGCGGAUGCAUCGCGGAAAGAGUCCAUCAGUCAAGUGAGCAACUCCCGUGUGGAGCAGCCCCAGGUCGCUGUCCCAGCAGAAGAUGGACGAGCAACGACAAUUUGCAAUAGUGAAGCUGCUGCUGGCGGCAUACAUGUUGAACUCGCGCAUGGUGUUGUUUCCCAGGCUCUGGCUGAGCAGGCCCGCGAAGAGUCCAAGAUGAGCAUCACUUCCAUGAGUGACGCUGCUACGCUUUCGCAGGGGCGGACUGAAGCUGGGCAAAUGGCCAAUCAAGCAGCCUCAGAAGCCAUCCGUGCACAAGCUGAAGCAGAUGCAGCUGCUCAAGCUGCUGCAAAGCAGCAGGAGCACGCGGCCAGACAAGAGGCCGAUCACCCAGCUACGCAGCCCACCCAGCAGCAGGAAGUUGCAAAUGCAGCUCAGCAAGCGCACAAGCAAACAGGGGGGCAAGCAACUGUGCAGCCAAGUGUCCCACCAAUCAAGCAAGCAGGUCCGACAGCAGGUGCUGAGGAAUCUGCACUACGAGAGCCCGGCACGCCAGGCUCAGUGGGUUGCGCAAGCAACUCAGUUGCUUUUGAUAGAAUUGCAGCUGAUGCCGCCAAUCGUGCUUUGGAGAGCGCAGCGCAAGCCAGCCUUCGGCCAGACCCUGCAUCACAGCCUGCUAGUGAACCGCAGUCACAUGGCGUGGCCGGCGUGGCUUCUGGAGCCGCUCAUAAGGUUGUGAAAGAGGCUUUGGCGCAAGACGCGACAGCGGAUGCAUCGCGGAAAGAGUCCAUCAGUCAAGUGAGCAACUCCCGUGUGGAGCAGCCCCAGGUCGCUGUCCCAGCAGAAGAUGGACGAGCAACGACAAUUUGCAAUAGUGAAGCUGCUGCUGGCGGCAUACAUGUUGAGCUCGCACAUGGUGUUGUUUCCCAGGCUCUGGCUGAGCAGGCCCGCGAAGAGUCCAAGAUGAGCAUCACUUCCAUGAGCGACACUGCUACGCUUUCGCAGGGGCGGACUGAAGCUGGGCAAAUGGCCAAUCAAGCAGCCUCAGAAGCCAUCCGUGCACAAGCUGAAGCAGAUGCAGCUGCUCAAGCUGCUGCAAAGCAGCAGGAGCAGGCGGCCAGACAAGAGGCCGAUCACCCAGCUACGCAGCCGACCCUGCAGCAGGAAGUUGCAACCCCAGCCCAGCAAGCGCACCAGCAAACACGGGGGCAAGCAACUGUGCAGCCAAGUGUCCCACCAAUUAAGCAAGCAGUUCCCGCAGCAGGUGCUGAAGAAGCUGGACUACGAGAGCCCGACACGCCAGGCUCAGUGGGUUGCGCAAGCAACUCAGUUGCUUUUGAUAGAAUUGCAGCUGAUGCCGCCAAUCGUGCUUUGGAGAGCGCAGCGCAAGCCAGCCUUCGGCCAGACCCUGCAUCACAGCCUGCUAGUGAACCGCAGUCACAUGGCAAUAGUGAAGCAGCGGCUGGCGGCAUACAUGUUGAACUCGCGCAUCGUGCUGUUUCCCAGGCUCUGGCUGAGCAGGCCUGCGAAGAGUUUAAGAUGAGCAUCACUUCCAUGAGUGACACUGCUACGCUUUCGCAGGGGCAGACUGAAGCUGGGCAAAUGGCCAAUCAAGCAGCCUCAGAAGCCAUCCGUGCACAAGCUGAAGCAGAUGCAGCUGCUCAAGCUGCUGCAAAGCAGCAGGAGCACGCGGCCAGACAAGAGGCCGAUCACCCAGCUACGCAGCCCACCCAGCAGCAGGAAGUUGCAACCCCAGCCCAGCAAGCGCACCAGCAAACAGGGGGGCAAGCAACUGUGCAGCCAAGUGUCCCACCAAUUAAGCAAGCAGGUCCGACAGCAGGUGCUGAGGAAUCUGCACUACGAGAGCCCGGCACGCCAGGCUCAGUGGGUUGCGCAAGCAACUCAGUUGCUUUUGAUAGAAUUGCAGCUGAUGCCGCCAAUCGUGCUUUGCAGAGCGCAGCGCAAGCCAGCCUUCGACCAGACCCUGCAUCACAGCCUGCUAGUGAACCGCAGUCACAUGGCGUGGCCGGCGUGGCUUCUGGAGCCGCUCAUAAGGUAGUGAAAGAGGCUUUGGCGCAAGACGCGACAGCAGAUGCAUCGCGGAAAGAGUCCAUCAGUCAAGUGAGCAACUCCCGUGUGGAGCAGCCCCAGGUCGCUGUCCCAGCAGAAGAUGGACGAGCAACGACAAUUUGCAAUAGUGAAGCUGCUGCUGGCGGCAUACAUGUUGAGCUCGCGCAUGGUGUUGUUUCCCAGGCUCUGGCUGAGCAGGCCCGCGAAGAGUCCAAGAUGAGCAUCACUUCCAUGAGUGACACUGCUACGCUUUCGCAGGGGCGGACUGAAGCUGGGCAAAUGGCCAAUCAAGCAGUCUCAGAAGCCAUUCGUGCACAAGCUGAAGCAGAUGCAGCUGCUCAAGCUGCUGCAAAGCAGCAGGAGCACGCGGCCAGACAAGAGGCCGAUCACCCAGCUACGCAGCCCACCCAGCAGCAGGAAGUUGCAACCCCAGCCCAGCAAGCGCACCAGCAAACAGGGGGGCAAGCAACUGUGCAGCCAAGUGUCCCACCAAUUAAGCAAGCAGGUCCGACAGCAGGUGCUGAGGAAUCUGCACUACGAGAGCCCGGCACGCCAGGCUCAGUGGGUUGCGCAAGCAACUCAGUUGCUUUUGAUAGAAUUGCAGCUGAUGCCGCCAAUCGUGCUUUGGAGAGCGUAGCGCAAGCCAGCCUUCGGCCAGACCCUGCAUCACAGCCUGCUAGUGAACCGCAGUCACAUGGCAAUAGUGAAGCAGCGGCUGGCGGCAUACUUGUCGAACUCGCGCAUCGUGCUGUUUCCCAGGCUCUGGCUGAGCAGGCCCGCCAAGAGUCCAAGAUGAGCAUCACUUCCAUGAGUGACACUGCUACGGUUUCGCAGGGGCGGACUGAAGCUGGGCAAAUGGCCAAUCAAGCAGUCUCAGAAGCCAUCCGUGCGCAAGCUGAAGCAGAUGCAGCUGCUCAAGCUGCUGCAAAGCAGCAGGAGCACGCGGCCAGACAAGAGGCCGAUCACCCAGCUACGCAGCCCACCCAGCAGCAGGAAGUUGCAACCCCAGCCCAGCAAGCGCACCAGCAAACAGGGGGGCAAGCAACUGUGCAGCCAAGUGUCCCACCAAUUAAGCAAGCAGUUCCCGCAGCAGGUGCUGAAGAAGCUGGACUACGAGAGCCCGGCACACCAGGCUCAGUGGGUUGCGCAGGAAACUCAGUUGCUUCUGAUAGAAUUGCAGCUGAUGUCGCCAAUCGUGCUUUGGAGAGCGCAGCGCAAGCCAGCCUUCGACCAGACCCUGCAUCACAGCCUGCUAGUGAACCGCAGUCACCUGGCGUGGCCGGCGUGGCUUCCGCUGCAGCCCAUAAGGUAGUGAAAGAGGCUUUGGCGCAAGACGCGACAGCAGAUGCAUCGCGGAAAGAGUCCAUCAGUCAAGUGAGCAACUCCCGUGUGGAGCAGCCCCAGGUCACUGUCCCAGCAGAAGAUGGACGAGCAACGACAAUUUGCAAUAGUGAAGCUGCUGCUGGCGGCAUACAUGUUGAGCUCGCACAUGGUGUUGUUUCCCAGGCUCUGGCUGAGCAGGCCCGCGAAGAGUCCAAGAUGAGCAUCACUUCCAUGAGUGACACUGCUACGCUUUCGAAGGGGCGGACUGAAGCUGGGCAAAUGGCCAAUCAAGCAGCCUCAGAAGCCAUCCGUGCACAAGCUGAAGCAGAUGCAGCUGCUCAAGCUGCUGCAAAGCAGCAGGAGCACGCGGCCAGACAAGAGGCCGAUCACCCAGCUACGCAGCCCACCCAGCAGCAGGAAGUUGCAAAUGCAGCUCAGCAAGCGCACCAGCAAACAGGGGGGCAAGCAACUGUGCAGCCAAGUGUCCCACCAAUUAAGCAAACAGUUCCCGCAGCAGGUGCUGAAGAAGCUGGACUACGAGAGCCCGGCACACCAGGCUCAGUGGGUUGCGCAGGAAACUCAGUUGCUUCUGAUAGAAUUGCAGCUGAUGCCGCCAAUCGUGCUUUGGAGAGCGCGGCGCAAGCCAGCCUUCGGCCAGACCCUGCAUCACAGCCUGCUAGUGAACCGCAGUCACAUGGCGUGGCCGGCGUGGCUUCUGGAGCCGCUCAUAAGGUUGUGAAAGAGGCUUUGGCGCAAGACGCGACAGCAGAUGCAUCGCGGAAAGAGUCCAUCAGUCAAGUGAGCAACUCUCGAGUGGAACAGCCCCAGGCCGCUGUCCCAGCAGAAGAUGGACGAGCAACGACAAUUUGCAAUAGUGAAGCUGCUGCUGGCGGCAUACAUGUUGAGCUCGCACAUGGUGUUGUUUCCCAGGCUCUGGCUGAGCAGGCCCGCGAAGAGUCCAAGAUGAGCAUCACUUCCAUGAGUGACACUGCUACGCUUUCGAAGGGGCGGACUGAAGCUGGGCAAAUGGCCAAUCAAGCAGCCUCAGAAGCCAUCCGUGCACAAGCUGAAGCAGAUGCAGCUGCUCAAGCUGCUGCAAAGCAGCAGGAGCACGCGGCCAGACAAGAGGCCGAUCACCCAGCUACGCAGCCCACCCAGCAGCAGGAGGUGACUUCUCCCAUCUCCGUGCACGAGCCAGCAAGGCAUCCUUCAGUUGCUGCAAGCGCAGCCAGCCCGCAGGCCGUGAAGCCACAUGGCGAUUCCGCGCGGAGUGGCUACAGUGAGGGUUCGCCCUCCAGACCAGAAUGGGGGUCUGAAGCGACCACACCAAGGACUUCACCAGGUAGCUACUCCCCCAUUGGGCCUGCGCAGCCUUUGGUUGAUCCCAACCUGAUUGCGAGGCUUUGUGGCCUCCUAACUCACCCAGAGACCCCACCAGGUGAAGGAGAGAGAGUGCGGCGUGGACCGAUUCCAAGGGAGGAAGCUGAGCAAACCGCCGAUGUAGCGACAUGGCCGCUUGCAGAAACCACACAGGAGCAGCACCUCAAGCCAGCCUCGGAAACAUGGCAGGAGACAAUGAAGCCGACUCCACAGAGGGUUGACGCGGAGACGGCAGGUCCGUCGCAAACCCGUCCACUGUUCAACCGAGAUGUUGUUGAGCCGUCAAGAAUGGGAAGGAGGGACGUUCCGCCAGUCAGCAACUGGAGUGCGGUCGAGCAGCCGAGAGUUGCAAGGCAGGAGGUGCGAACACCUGAUGAGCGCCAAGAAUCGAAGACUCCGCAAAGUCAAGCUGCGUGGCCAGAUUCGCCACAAGAGGUGACUUCUCCCAGUUCCGUGCACGAGCCAGCAAGGCAUCCUUCAGUUGCUGCAGGCGCAGCCAGCCCGCAGGCCGUGAAGCCACAUGGCGAUUCUGCGCGGAGUGGCUACAGUGAGGGUUCGCCCUCCAGACCAGGUUGGCGGACUGAAGCGACCACACCAAGGACUUCACCAGGUAGCUACUCCCCCAUUGGGCCUGCGCAGCCUUUGGUUGAUCCCAACCUGAUUGCGAGGCUUUGUGGCCUCCUAACUGAUCCGAAGACCCCGCCAAGUGACGCUUUAGACCAAGCCGCUGAUUUAGCGACAUGGCCGCUUGCAGAAACCACACAGGAGAACCUCAGGCCAGCCUCGGAAACAUGGCAGGAGACAAUGAAGCCGACUCCACAGAGGGUUGACGCGGAGGCGGCAGGUCCGUCGCAAACCCGUCCACUGUUCAACCGAGAUGUUGUUGAGCCGUCAAGAAUGGGAAGGAGGGACGUUCCGCCAGUCAGCAACUGGAGUGCGGUCGAGCAGCCGAGAGUUGCAAGGCAGGAGGUGCGAACACCUGAGAGCAGCGAGCAGAAGACUCCAAAAGAUCGAGCUGCUUGGGCAGAUUCGCCACAAGAGGUGACUUCUCCCAGCUUUGUGCAGGAUGAGAACCCUUUGGUCAACCCGGACCUCAUAGCGCAGCUGUGCAAUCUCUUGAAUGCGCCGGACACGCCGCCCAGUGAAGCCGGACGAGCGCGGCAUUUCCCCCCACGGCCGGAUCGUGGGGCCCCGGCCCAAAAGCCCCCCAUUCCAUCCCAAGGAGAGACGGGCCAAUCUGCACGUUCAGCACCAGGGCCUCAGCUUGCUGCAGGGAGCCUUGGCUCGCAGCCCCACACGGCAAGGACUUCUGUCCGAAGCCGCGGCUCUGCGGAUGAGAGGGACAGCGACAUCAAUGAGGCGUUGGACCAAGAAGUGUCAAGCAUUAUGGACCUCCUAUGCUUCAAGUUGACAUGAGUCGGUUAACCUUGCGCGUAUCACCGACCUGGCAGUUGAAUUCAAAGGCUCGGGUGCGCAAGCGAGCUUCGGGUUCUUGUUCUUUGUGUUCGCAU
Effrenium voratum is the source of this 15817-nucleotide messenger RNA. Lineage: Eukaryota; Dinophyceae; Suessiales; Symbiodiniaceae. The record is from the annotation of a GenBank genome assembly.